AGCAUCUGACGUGAGUCCUCGCAAGGAUUUGCAGGCGCCUUCUCCACCGUCUCCACCCGCAGACGUGUUUGCAGAUGAACUCUCUGGCUUGAAUGAUCGUGGGGAACUUGUAACCAGGCGUCAGCACCACAUGAAGAUUCCAGGUCUGGAAGCCUUAGUGCCUCAGAAAAAUGAAACUUUAGUGCCAGAUCCAGCACCUGCUAUUGCAGAUCCUGCACCACCACCGCCGACACCUCGUCCGAAAGCUGAGAGGAGGCAAUCAAGCAAACCGCGUGUAAAGCACUUGUCAGGGGACGAGAACGAGGCUGCACCAGAACCAAAGUUUUUCUCCGCACCAACGCGUCGGCAUCCGUCUAAAGGCACAACAAAGCCGCUGCGACCGCACAGCUUAAGGCUUCGCAAGAAAUCCAUCUUAUAGCCAGCAUCUUGGGCUCAUUUCCACUGAAGGGGAUACGGGCUCCAGGAUGCUCUCCAGAAAGAUGGUCCUCUCCUAGCUGGUUCUAAAAAGUCGUCGCACGGCGAAAGAGGAACUCACUGUGGUCGAAGCAGAGGCUAGUGCGGAGAAAAAGAGGCUAGAAGGCUGUUUAGAAUCGGUUCUUGGUGGAAAGGUGCCCAAGUCCGACGAUCCUGUGGUGGCAGCGAAGUGGCGACUUCUAGUAGGGCCCGAAGCUGAGGGUACUGAUGACGGGAAGCAAGAGGAGUCUCAGCGAGAAAUGCGGGAGUUGGCGGCGAUAUUGGAGUUGAUUCGCUUCGGAGAGGAGGAGCGGGCAGCUAAGGUUGGGGCUUUGAAUAAGGCCGCGGAAGAAGAGGCACAGGCCAAAGAAGAAGAUGGGGCGGUCGUCCAAAAACAAGCACAAGAGCACAGACGCAAGCUUUUUGAUUUGAUGUCAUGUCGGCAGUUGGAGAGUCUUUGCUCGGGAAUUUUUGACUUAUGGGUUGGUCGUGAAAACGAAAAACAUCCAUCACCAUCAUUAGAAUUACUACCUGGAAGUUGCGCAACUAUUGCUCAUGAUUUAAAGCACAAAGUAGAACACUAAAAGAGGCACAGGCUAAAGAAGAAGGAAGUUGUACAACUACAUUAUGACUUUCGGGGAAGUUGCACAACUAUUACUCAUGAUUUAGAGCGACGCUUAAAGCACUAAGUAAAGCAACCGGUUAGUUUUCACCCCGAUGUUCUAGGUCUACCCCUUUAUGCAAACUAUCGCUCAUGAUUUAGGUAAAGUCAUGCGAGUCUGACCAUUACGUGCCACUUCUAACGGCAGACGGCACCGACCCUGCCAACGACGAUCCUAAAGGAGCCGAAGAGCGAGAAAAGAGAGUGCGGCAAUGCUACAAGGACAUGCUGGCAGGGAUAUCUGUCGUUAAGGCUUGAUGCACUUCAUUUCGAGAAUUUAUGUCCCUCUUGGGAUUUUUCAGGAGAAAUGAACUGAAGAAGUGAUAGUUUGAGCGCUAAUGUAGUAGAGCCGACUCUUGUGGAGCUGAAGAGCUUUUUAAAGGACAACUUUCGAGACGGAUACGACUUGUUGGAAUUCGUACAACAGCGUGAGGAACAACGCGGACAGGAACUACAGAAGGAUCCUAACUAUGUGUGGCGCACGUUGCAGCAAAGCCUGAGUAAAGGAGGAAAUUGUGAGAGUCCGAAAGCUGGCGAUCAAGAUUCUUCAAUCAGCACUCAUGCUCCCUCGACAGCUCCUUCACCUGCAACUAGUUUUAUGAACAGUCGAGUCUUAGCCAUAGUGUCUUUUUGCAGGAUAUACAUCUUCUUCUAACUUCGACUCCAAAAGCAAUCGCAUCCCGAUUUCCCUUUUUUCGGUCUUCUGUUUUCGGUCCUGUGACGAAGAGUAAGCUUGUUGUAUAACGGAAAGAAGAGCUUAGAAGGAAAGAAGAGAAAACUAGAAGGAAGGUAAAAAGGAGAAAAAAAAAGGAGCGGAUCUCUUUCUCUACUGCGAUAUUGUUCAGAAUGUGUAGCUUUUCUACCAACCAAUUCUAGGAUCGUAGUUUGAUAAUUCUAUCUCCCUUCUAGACCUUCUAAGCCAUAGGAUCUACACGUCUUUGCGAACGUCGAAUGCAGAAUUCCAUUGUUGAGAAAACCUCCAACGCAGUGAAAUAUAUUCUUCUAACCUCAUCGCCGAAGAAGAAGUGCAAUCGUGCACUUCCUGUCGAAACCGGUUUAAAGCGUUGUUUAUCCGCAUUCGAAAGGUGGAGAUUCUGGUCCAGCAACUAGAAGCUUUGUCUCCCUUAUGGACUCGUUGUUGGUGCUGUGAGGCAUCUUUCUAUAGAUGAAAAAUAUGCAUCCUGUAAUGCUGUUGGAGUUGUACUGCAAGAAGAGGCUGGAAAGAAAGAAGUAAUAGCGUCCUCAUACGCACCUUGGAACAUGAUCAUCUUCAAGGGUAGUUGGACUGUAUAAGUAUGUGAAAGUAGACGCUAGUUCUUACACCUGCAAGAUACCAGAGAAGUUCUUACACCUGCUUUCAUGGUAGAACGAUACCAGAGAAGUAGGAAGUAUUUUUCCAAAAUUUACGUAGGCUCUAACUCCUCCAGAACGGAAGACUGCCAGCAAGGAAGCCGCGAGUAAAGAAGCAGCGCCAAAAUACGAACCACCAAAGUCGAGCUACAAUCCUGCGUUAUUGGCCAAAAGAAAACAAUUGAAAAGGCAACAGACAAUGUUAAGGCUAGGCAGGCUAUGUGCUUGGCUAAUGGUGAUUCCUUUUCAUCCACGGACUACAUUCUAAUAAAUGUCAGUAGUUUACAAUCCAAGGGAUAUGCUAAGGUAAAAACCAAAAAUCAAACCAUGGAGUGAGUGUUCAAAAAUACUCUGCUUCUAUUGUAUUUAUUAGUACCUCGUAAGGGUUUAGAUUCGCUGGUAGAAGUCGUCAGGGAAAUCCUAGGCAGAUCGCCGAGGAGAUUCGUGUCGUCACUACUUCGUUAGUAGUUUACAAACCAAAAAGCUAAUGGCUUGCAAAUUACCAAGGACUCGCCGCUCUAAUUUAUCGCACAACGAUACCAACUUCGAUACCUCUAGCUAGGCACAUACAUAAAUGGCGGAGCCUUGGGUAGGUAGUACUCGUUGAUCUUCAGAAAGAUGACCGAGGAGAACCCUAUUUUGAGCUGCUCUAAGAAUCGAUUUAGAAGGAAAACAAGAAGGUGAACAGGACGCUGGUGGUUUGGCUUCUAGGAUUACACCGAAAGUGACUGGAAAAGCUCUCUUCACCCGCAUAGAACAGCUGGCAACCGCGCGGGCAGAAAGAGAGGAAGAAAAUCAAAAUGGUGGUGGUGGGGGUAGUUCGACAUAG
This is a messenger RNA of Amoebophrya sp. A25, 3293 nucleotides long. NCBI's taxonomy places the organism in Eukaryota, Dinophyceae, Syndiniales, Amoebophryaceae. The record is from the annotation of a GenBank genome assembly.